Molecule: messenger RNA, 3873 nt
Organism: Mytilus californianus (California mussel)
Lineage: Eukaryota; Metazoa; Mollusca; Bivalvia; Mytilida; Mytilidae
Exons: 10
Coding region: 370-1434 (354 amino acids)
Source: RefSeq, a predicted model, not a curated record
AAAACAACUUUCAACUAUAAUUAGAGACAAAAAGCACGAUACUUAAGUGAUUAUUGGACUAUGUAUUAGUUCAUAAAUGAUCUUACUCUGUUUUAAAACUCUUUAAUUCAAAAGUAAACAGAACAUUUGCAGUGUUGCGUUAAAAGGAACCAAUGAUAACAGACAAAAACGGUAAAACUGGUAAAAAUUGUCAUUUAAAGACAAUAACUCAAAACAUGUACUACUUGGAGUCGUCUGACUAUUUGAUCGAAAUGGAAAUCAGAUAGAUCAUAUCUUUUUGAGCCUUUGAAGUCCUAUCGGAUUGACACUAUCUAUGAUUGAAUUUCAAAAAUAGAGAUAGUAUACCAAGAGAACCAGGUAUUGUGCAACAUGGACGUCAUUCUACUUCCUGCAUUUAAUUUUUGCUUCUUCUCCAUGUUUGCAUUAUUGAAUUUUGAGAUUGCUACAGUACAUACAUAUGGUAAUGUAACACUGAAUUUCCAACCAGAAAUAGUACGCAUGCAUCAGAAUAUAAACAUUACAUGUACAGUUCAUGGCAUAGACAAUAUUAAUAAUAAACUGACGAGACAGUGGUCUAAAGGACCAGAUCUGAUCUGUUACAAUGGUCAUCCUAUUGAUUCUUCUAAGUACACAGAGACAUUACCAUCUGGGAACCAAUUCAUACUACAGAUAAGAAAUGUAACCGAGUCGGAUGUAAACUGCAAGUACCAAUGCCGGUACGGGUUCGAAGCACAAGCAAAGAGCAUACAAUUCUCGAAGGAAAACUUCGAAUAUCCUCCAGCAAAAGAGGUGAGAGCUAUUGUUCAAAUAAACGAAACGGAUAGACGUUUAACUGUCAAUCUGCACUUUAAGAAAGUAUUCCCAUUGCCAACAUGUACUGCUUUAAUUGGGGGUUCAAUCUGUUCUUUUAAUAUAACAUCAUCUCAAAGCUUUGGAAACUAUUAUGAGGUAAUUUUGCGACACCAAUCUUUAGACAGACUACCGUGCAAUGCGGAUGUGAUAGUAAAAUGUAAAUUAAUACACGAGUACACCAUUCCAACAGAAGAUCUCCGGGCAUGCUCAUUAAAAGAAAAUCCAUCCAAAGAAUCAAGACUUGUAUUACUCGGAGUAUUUAUUCCCAUAAUACUGCUUAUAGUAUUACUUGUAUUUUUGAUAAUCUCAUAUCGAAUGAAAACAUCACAUGUAGAUGGGUGGGAGAUUGCAAAUUGUCAUAAACUGGGAAGGCCUUGUCUUACAACCAGUAAAGGAGAAAGCAACUCGAUUAGCAGGAUGAGCUCCAGUACAUCCAACAUGUCCAAUAUAAACUCAGAUGAAAGUUUAGAUCUCUUGGAAGCAUGCCUUGAGAGAGAGAAAGAGUCGGAAAUUGCAAAAUCCCAGAAACUGGGACUGUCCUAUCUUGCAACGAAGGAAACAGAAAAACAUUCGUACGCAUGACCUACCUAAAGUUUGCCAUCAGGAAAAAUUGGUUUAAUUGCUACAAAUUGGAAAAUAAAAACCAAAAACCAAAAUGAGCAUUUGUGGGUUAAAGUUUUUUUUUCUAGGUCAUGCAUUGUUUCGAGCGGAUUUGUCAUAUUUGUUUGUCCUGUUGGUGAUAGUUCAUAUUGACAAGAAUGAUCAUUUUCACAUUUAUAAUUCAUGGAGUUACACGAAAAAAGGAAAAAAUGAAAUUGCCAAAAAAAUAUUCCAUAAUACUUAAUUGUGUGUAGGUCUAGUUAUUUUUAUGUAAGUUAUAUGUUUCCUUUUGGUUGAAUGAUUGAUAAACACAAAAUAUGAAAUAUGAUACGAUUUUGUCUUUGUGCUCUUUAAAUUUGUAUUGUCUUUGUGCUAAAUUUUUAUUGUCUUUGUGCUUUUUAAAUUUUCAUUGUCUUUGUUGUUUAAACUGGUUACAGUCUAUUGUUGUCUUUUUGACACCUUCCCCGGUUUCAUCCUUUAUUUUAUAAGCUAUCCUUUGUAAUAAAACAAGUGUAUUUAUCUUUCAAAUUUUUACAGUAAGUAACGAUUCAGUGUUAAAACAUUUACUUAACCGAUGGUUUAAUAGUUUGUUAUGAAUAAUGAUGUUUAAGGGUGAGAUGAGUCGAUUACCAAUCAAAAUAUAUUUUUUAAUAUCUAAUCAUUUGAUUAAGCUUAUCAAUGUAUUGUGUAGGAGCAACACAACAGAUGUUGCUUAUAGACCAGGAUCUGCUUAUUCUUUCGGAACACCAAAGAUGUUGUGUUUUGUGUACUGGUGUAUGUUUUUUGUCGUUUGUCGUUUUUUUGCCAUGUCAGUGUCAGUUUGGUUUUGACUUAUGAUCUUUAUUAUCCCUUUGGUAUCUUUUUUCCUCUAUCUUACUAAAGAAUAUCAGAUAUUCAAGUUAUUUUGUUUAAAUGUAAUAUGUGUUGUGUUGCAACUCAUACAUUGUUUAUUUCUUAUUUUGUCUUGAUAUAAAUUUGUCUUUGUUUUUGUUUGUACAGGAAUUUCAUUCUAUUUGUGAUUCAAAAUGUGCAGCAAUAUUUAAAAUGCAUGGUGAUGUUUUUUCUUGUAAAAGGUGGGGGAGGGGUAGUCUAUUUUGUUUUUGUUUGAACAUAUAUUUGAACAUCUUUCGGUUUUCAAAUACUGUUCAUAGAGUUCAUGAAACAGAAGCUUUUUUUGGUAUGAACUGAUUGUUUUAUAUCAUAUUUCAUAUGCAUGGGUAGCAGGACUAUUUUUUUUUAAUUUAAAGCCUCCCAAAAUAUAAUGUACUAAUCAAGACUGCGUCGUGGUAUAACAUGUGGGAGUGGAAUAGAUCAUAAAAUAAUAUGGCGUAUUCAUAAAUUACUGCUCUUCCUUGUAGUUGUAAAGACAUUUAAUCUACUUAUCUACAUCAAUAUUAUAUUACCUUUUACACUUUUGAGUUUGGGGUUUACUUUAAUGAUACAUCUUGUGAACAAAAUACCAAAGCUAAUGCUGUUUCAAAUAAUGUAAUAAGAUUUGGAGUAAGAUAGAUAUCAUCGAAAUUUAUUUAAUUGAUAAAAAACGCCGUAUAUUUAUUCGCAUCUAUUAAAAAAUAAAUAACAUAUGUUCUAUUUAUAUACACUUUUUGUUAACAAUGGCGAACCACUGCAUAUAUUUUAGUCAGUUACUGUGGUAGAAAUUAAUGUAUUAAUGUGGGAUUAAAACAUUUGUAUAUGACUCACUUUACCAUUUUACUUAUCAUAUUCAACACAAGUAUUGUAUCAACAUUGAAACAAGUUUUAAAUAAUAUUUUGAUACACUUUAUGUAGUAAAUUACACUUAAAUGUUUUAUAAGUUAUUAUCAUAUUUACUUGAUAUGCUUGAAUUUUGUUUAUCUCCUGUAAAUAUUUGAAAUUGAUGCAUUUGUCGUAAAUGUUUUAAACAAAAAAGGAAGUGUUGCCAUUCACUCACAUCCAUACUUCAAAAACACUUUCAUAACAGUGUCAUAUAGAUGUUUAAUUGACUGUAGGUUAUUGUCAUUUUGAACGUAAUGGUUAUAUGAAAUUAAAACGAAAAAAAAAAACAUUAUUAGCAUUGCUUUCAUCUAAGACAAAUAUGUACAUUUGAAAUAUUAUAGUGCUAAAAUUUAUUACAAAGACAGCUGAUCAUUAUUUACAUUGUUUAAACUAAAGACGUUGAUGUACAUUUGAAAAUUUAAAGCUCUUAAAGCAUUACAUACUAGAUAUAUUUUCAUUACGGAAGUACUUUGUUAUGUUCAUUAGCCACUGUCUCUAUACUGGCAUUCUUUCUAUUAUUUGUUAUAGUUUAUAAAUUACGUAUAAAAGAGAGGAGAUGAUUCCGAGUGGGACAUCACAAAUAAGAGAAAAACACUCAACAUAACUUUAAUAAUCAUAGUUCUCAUUAUUCAUAUUUUUAUAUUCAUAAUAAAAUGGCGACAUAAA